This is a messenger RNA of Myodes glareolus (Bank vole), 967 nucleotides long. Lineage: Eukaryota; Metazoa; Chordata; Mammalia; Rodentia; Cricetidae. The record is from RefSeq and is a predicted model, not a curated record.
AUGAUUCAGACGAACUAAAUCAUUUCCACAGAUGAAGUUUGAAGCAGAAAGCAACAUUUCCACAGUAACCCAAUUUGUCCUGCUGGGAUUCGCUUCACUUCCCAACCUCCAAGGGAUUCUGUCUGCAGUAUUCUCCAUCAUUUACAUGAUUAUACUCAUUGGUAAUUGCCUCAUAAUAUUAAUAACUAGACUUGACCCUACAUUGCAAAAACCCAUGUAUUUUUUCCUGGCAAAUUUUUCCACUCUGGAAGUCUGUUACGUAUCAGUGACUGUCCCAAGGAUUCUCUUCAACAUUUGGACCCAGGAUAGAAACAUUUCUGUGCUGACUUGUGCCGUGCAGAUGUGCUUCUUUCUUAUAUUGGGAACAGAUGAAUGCUUUCUCCUGGCUGUGAUGUCCUAUGACCGCUAUGUGGCCAUCUGCAACCCUCUGCAGUAUCCUCUGGUCAUGAACUCGAGAAAAUGCACUCAGCUGGCCGCAGGCUCCUGGCUCAGCGGCAUCCCAAUACAGAUUGGCCAAACCUGUUGGAUAUUCUCUAUGCAUUUCUGCAGUUCUAACCAAAUAGACCACUUCUUCUGUGACAUACCCCCCAUUCUCAAGCUGGCAUGUGGAGACACUUCAGUGCACGAACUGUCUGUAUAUUUGAUUGUGAUGGUGGUGGCUGCGCUCCCCUUUAUAUUGGUGCUUACAUCCUACAGUAAAAUCAUUGCCACCAUUCUAAGAUUACCUACAGCCAAAGGGCGGGCAAAAGCCUUCUCCACAUGUUCUUCCCAUUUGCUGGUGGUGGUUCUGUUUUAUGGAUCUGGUACCAUUACCUACUUGAGACCAAAGUCCAUGCAUUCUCCAGGAACUGACAAACUGCUGUCUCUGUUCUACACCAUUGUGACUCCCAUGUUCAAUCCACUCAUAUACAGCCUUAGGAACAAGGAGGUGAUCGCUGCCCUGAGAAAGCUAAAGCUGCAAAAGUAG